This is a messenger RNA of Choloepus didactylus (southern two-toed sloth), 6328 nucleotides long. RefSeq names its product neuropeptide Y receptor Y1 (gene NPY1R). The transcript has 2 exons. The coding region runs from base 3886 to 5037 and encodes 383 amino acids. The record is from RefSeq and is a predicted model, not a curated record. Gene Ontology annotation, biological process: G protein-coupled receptor signaling pathway. Gene Ontology annotation, molecular function: neuropeptide binding; neuropeptide Y receptor activity. NCBI's taxonomy places the organism in Eukaryota, Metazoa, Chordata, Mammalia, Pilosa, Megalonychidae. Gene Ontology annotation, cellular component: plasma membrane; neuron projection.
CAGGUACAGUGAGAUUUAACAACUUUUAAUUUUGAGGUUUCUGUACUUACAUAACUUAUGUUAGCAAUACAUAUUGGAAUAGUAAAUGUCACACUUUCUUUUGCAAAAAUAAAGCUUGUAAAUUCUUUCCCACUUAGGAUCCCUCUUUUUCUUAAAAUUAUCUUCCCUUGAAAUUAUACAACGAUAAACUAAAAAUAUACUUUUAUCCAAUGCAAAACUAUUUCACCCAACUGGAAUGUCUUCUGAAUAUGCUGUUAGCAAGGAAGGGUUACAAACAUUUUUUUUUUUUUUGGUUUUAAAUGAAGUUUGUAUUUUCUGUAUAGCUAAGUUAACUUCUACUUAGUAGGAAAACUGGUGUUCUCAUAGGGCAUGUCUAUCAAAUAUGAUUCCAAAGAUAUCAGAGUAGAGUUUCAGUGUGUUGAUCUAAACUCAUCUCCAAGAAAUCUAUCUUUGUAGCCCAUAUAUUGUAAUAAUUUAAUAAGUGCUUGCAUUAAUUUCCACACGUGUUGAAUUUUGUCAAAGUAAGUCAGUGGAUACAAAGUUUGGAAGAAACCUAUUUUUCUUCCUUCUCACCACAACACCUUGGUCUGCACACCCCAUUAUCUCUCACCUGGAUUGUUGCACUAGCCUCCUAAUGAACUUCUCUCCUUCCUCUCUUUCUCUUCUUAAAUCUUCCUUGCUUUAAAAACAAUUAGAGUAAUGAUUUUAAAACGAAAGUCAUAUCACUUCACAUAUUACUUUGCCAAAGACUUUCCAGUGGCUUCCCGUCUCUGUCAUCAUACCUUGGAGUAUGGCGCCACUCAAUCUGUGCCCCCUCUCUUUACCCUUAUGAAUUCAUUUACUAUAUUCUCUCCCUUAUUUAUCCCCCUUCUCUUUCUUGUUUAACACUCCAGGAACACUCCAGCUUUAGAGAUUUUAUGCUUGUUUUUCUCUCCACAUGGAAUGUUCUUCCCAAGUUAUCUGCAUGGCUUCCUCUUACCACUUCUCUUACCACUCAGUGAUAAAUUGCAACCCCCAACAGUCCCAAUCCUCCUUCCUUGCUUUAUUUCUCUUCAUAGCACUUAGUAUCAUCUAGUACACUGUAUUAUUUGCUUGCUUAUUUUUUAUUUGUUUGUUUGUUUGUCUUUCUCCACUUACUGGACCAGAAAAAAAUACAAGGAGGAAAUUUUGCCUGUUUGGUCCCUGCUGUCUCCACUAAAACCAUGCCUGACACAAAAUAAUUGCUUAAUAAAUAAUUUUUGGUUGAAUGAAUUCUCUUUCAAAAACAAUGCCUUUUUUUUCAUAAAGUAGAAAAGUUUUCCCUAUAUAUCUGACUUAAUAGAAGGGCUGUUUAAUUAGCAAUCAUUUUGCAUGUAAGAGGACUAUGACAGAAUUGAGCUAUUGAUGUUAAUAUUAACUCAAACAAGAAUCUACAGUUUCAGCCGUGCACCUAUGCUAUUAAUCAACACAUUUUUAUUCAGAAUCUAUAUUGUAUGGCACUAUGAAUUAUAUACAGUCCCUACCUUAAAGUGUAUAUUAUUAUAUUAUUACUUUCAAAAGGAGCCAACUGAGGAUUCGAGGAACUAAAUAGAACUUUGAAAGAUGGGUAGAAUUUGGAUUUGGCGGUGAGACAGAGAGAGAACAUCUGACAAGAGGAAUGGCGGAGUGGAGAUGCAGAAGUUAAAAUGGGCCAAAUGCAUUUGGUGGACUGUGGAUAGAUUGCCCUACCUGGAAGGCAGCAUUCACAGUGGAGUUAUUUGAGCAAGGAGUGAAAGGCAGAAGGCAGUACUAUGUAGAAGUCUUUAAGUGUCAGGCUGAGGAAUGUAUUCAAUAGUCUACACCUCAGGUGUCUCAUAAACUGUGUCUACAGUACUCAUGUGUUUCAUACUGGCAUAUAUUUACUCGUGGUAGUUGGUGACAGGUAGCCAUGAGAAGCCAUAGGAAAAGAAGGAUGCACUUUCCCACCAAGCUGGUUUUAAUUCAAACAAUGAAAAUAAAUAAUGAACUGGCAGUAACGUUACAAACCUUUAUAGUAAUUGAAUAUGCAGUAUGCUGAUUUUUUUUUUUUAAUUCUUAAGGAAGUGAGACUUCCAAAGAAUUUUUAGAUUAUUACCUGCUUCUUCAAGGUUUGUUCCCAAACCCUGAGAUCCAAGAUCAUUUUCUCUGCCUUUGCUAUUCUUGAGAGAAAGCAUGUAUUAUAUAAAUAUUAAGGAGGCAUUGCAGAUUGUUGCACAGCAGAGGGGAGAGCCAGCUUUCAAGUAGUGUUCACACCUGAAAUCAAUCCUAGCCUUAAUACUUUCAUUCUGACUUAAUGAUAGCAAACCUUAUUUUAUUCUUCAGUUUUACAAGCUCAAAUUGUGGUUUCAUAAUAAACACCCCAUAUUCUAGAAAGCAAAAACACUCAAGGAAAGGUUCAUUAGAGGCUUCCCUUGAAAGGCUAAUGCCUUUUUGUUCAUUAAAUUUCUUAUCUCCCUUUCAGUGGAAGUAAAUUUGCAUGAUUUUCUUUAUUCUCACCAAAGAAAGAAGGAAAUGGAAGUCAGUUUCUUAGAACAAGCACAAUGGCCUGUUAAUUAAUGUAAGAAAUCUUAUCUCAUAUAUUUACUUAGUAAUUUAGAGAAAAUCAGAAAUUUAAAAAAGAGCUUUUAAUCUCCACAAGACUGAAGUCUGUGAAUUGUCUUGUUAGUAAGUUAAGAAUAUUUACAUCACAAAAUUUUGUGAAGGAAGAAAACUACAACUAAAAUUUAGAACCCUGCAUUGGGUUCCCAUACAGUUGGUGGGGAGGGGUGAUAUUUUUGUGAGUAAAACCUUAUUUAUCCUUCAAAAGCUUCUAACUCACAGAAUCUUAGAAAGCUUUAGAAACAUCCAAUUGAAUCGCCUACACGAUGCAAGAAUCCCCUAAAUUGCUCUUUCAUGUAGUGCUUAUUAAACUUUUGAGUAUGGAACACUUGCUAGUUUUGCAAGCCAUUCAUUCCAUUUGAUUGAACUUUUGUUCCUUACAUUGCCAUAAAAUUUUUUUUUUAAUAAUGUAUGCUCUUUGGUCCUAUUUCUAACUUAUGUAAUUACACAGAAUGUUCUAAACCCUGUUUCCUAUUCCAUAUGCACCCCAUUCAAAUAUGAGAAGACAUCUAUACCAUUCCUACCGAGUCCUUUAUAGGUUAAACAUCUUCUGGUCCUUCAGUAGUCCCACAUAUGACAAAGUUUUUUGGCAUUUCACUGCAUUGAACAUUGCCCUUUGAAUAUACUUGUGCUAAAGCCUGCCUUAAAAAGCAGUCCAAUUUAUAGUGGAACUAUUACUAUAUUUGACCUCUACACACAUUCUUCAUUUCUACAGUCAGAACAAGAAUUUGGAAUGUGGUAGUGUUUUUUUUGGUUUGUUUGCUUUGUUUGUUUCUUGUUAAGUUUCAUAUAUUUUCUUAUAUUUUAAUCCGUGCAUUAAGUUGUUUGUUAUACAUUCCUGUUCUCACAAUGUUUAGGAAUGGUCUGAUACUACUGUUUAUAUAAGGCUUCAGGUAUAGGAUUUACAUAUGUCUUACUGACUUAUAGACGUUGAAAUUCAAUAUGUAAGCCCAAUGAAAAAUAUUAUGUGAUUUUAAUUGUUUUUCAAAAUGUUUGUGCUGUUUCUGCGAUUUUAAAAAAAAGAUUUUAUGCAGGUUAAAUUUUGUUUAUUUAUCUUGGUGUCUUUGCUUUAAAGAUUACUAUCAUUUUGAAUGCCGUCAAUAAAAUUAGUAAUGUGAUUGGUCAUUUUCUCUUUACAGAUUGUUCAGUUCAAGGGAAUAAAGAGCUCAGAAUAACUUUGGUAAAUGGAUUCUAAUAUGGGGAAUAAGAAUAAGCUGAACAUUUGACCUGCUUUGAAGAAACAUACUGUCCAUUUGUCCAAAGUAACUUACAACAGCCAAACCAAUCAAAAUGAAUUCAACAUUACUUUCUCGGGUUGAAAAUCAUUCAAUCCACUAUAAUUUUUCAGGGAAGAGUUCCCAGUUUUUGGCUUUUGAAAAUGAUGAUUGCCAUCUGCCCUUGGCCAUGAUAUUUACAUUAGCUCUUGCUUAUGGAGCUGUGAUAAUUCUUGGGGUCUCUGGAAAUCUGGCCUUGAUUAUAAUCAUUUUGAAACAAAAGGAAAUGAGAAAUGUUACCAACAUCCUGAUUGUGAACCUUUCCUUCUCAGACUUGCUCGUUGCGGUCAUGUGUCUCCCCUUCACUUUUGUCUACACAUUAAUGGACCACUGGGUUUUCGGUGAGGCGAUGUGCAAGCUGAAUCCUUUUGUGCAAUGUGUUUCAAUCACUGUGUCCAUUUUCUCUCUGGUUCUUAUUGCUGUGGAACGACAUCAGCUGAUAAUCAACCCAAGAGGAUGGAGACCAAAUAAUAGACAUGCUUACGUAGGUAUUGCUGUCAUUUGGGUCCUCGCCGUGGCUUCUUCUCUGCCCUUCCUGAUCUAUCAAGUAUUGACUGAUGAGCCAUUCCAAAAUGUAACACUUGAUGCAUUCAAGGACAAGUAUGUGUGCUUUGAUAAAUUCCCCUCGGACUCUCACAGGCUGUCUUACACCACGCUGCUCCUGGUGCUGCAGUAUUUUGGCCCACUCUGUUUUAUAUUUAUUUGCUAUUUCAAGAUAUAUAUACGCUUAAAAAGGAGAAACAACAUGAUGGACAAGAUGAGAGACAGUAAGUACAGGUCCAGUGAAACCAAAAGAAUCAACAUCAUGCUGCUGUCCAUUGUGGUGGCCUUUGCAGUCUGCUGGCUGCCUCUCACCAUCUUCAACACCGUGUUUGAUUGGAAUCACCAGAUCAUUGCUACAUGCAACCAUAAUCUGUUAUUCCUGCUCUGUCACCUCACAGCAAUGAUAUCCACCUGUGUCAACCCUAUAUUUUAUGGAUUCCUGAACAAAAACUUCCAGAGAGACUUGCAGUUCUUCUUUAACUUUUGUGAUUUCCGGUCUCGGGAUGAUGACUACGAGACAAUAGCUAUGUCCACCAUGCACACAGAUGUUUCUAAGACUUCUUUGAAACAAGCAAGCCCAGUCGCAUUUAAAAAAAUCAACAAUGAUGAUAAUGAAAAAAUCUGAAACUGCUUGUAGCCUUGGUCCCAGAUGACAUCUGUUUAAAACAAGCACAACCUGCAGCCUAUUUUCAUUACCUGUUCUCCCAAGGAAUGGAAUUGAAAUCAUUUGGGAAAGACCAAGAUUUUCUUGUCUUGCUUUUUACUGAUUUUGUUGUAGUUGUCAUUAUAUUUGUGGAUUACAUUUGGAACAAAAUGUACAGGCUUUGGAAUCUUCUGGCAAUAGUUUUGGCUAGAUGUCUUUGGAAUGCUUUUUUUGAAUUCAUGCAUAUAAUAUAAAGGUUUCUAUGCCAUCUUUAUUGGAAUGAAAUUUUUUAAAAAUAUUAUAACCUGACUUUAGAAGCAUUAGCCACCAAUACACUCAUAUAUUCUUUCAAUAGGUUGGGCCAUCCUGAUUUAAUGGUAGCCCUCAUUUUAGUCUGUUGCAGAGACAGCAGCAUGCAAAAGCAGCAUUUACAAUGUGGAGCUGAAAGAGAGUCUAUGUCCUACAUACCUGUAGUCUGAAAUCAUUCAGGAAUGAGCUGCAUUGUUUUUUAAAUUUUAAGAGCGGAUUUAAUUUGGUCCUAAUUUAUUACCACUUUUGAUAAGAUAAUAAUGCAUUAAAAAUGCUUCUCAGCUGUGAAUAUCACAGGGAAUUGGGCCACCCACAAGAAUUAAGUGGGAAAGCAGUUCCCAAGCUUCAAAACUAUUUUGGUACCUGACAACCAAAGCAUUUCAGAGUAAUUAGUUUAAUAAGUAAAUUAGUAUUGCUGCAAAUAGUUAAGUAAUAUUCAUUUGAAUUGAUGGUCAAAGUUUUCCAUUUUUCACAGACUAUUAAGUGUUUAUCAAACUUUCCAGCAUAAAUAUACAUGUGAUUCAAAAGACAUUUCUUGCUUGCAAUAUACAGAAACACAAAAGCUAUUUUCCAUACAUCAGUGCCUAUAUGGUAGCUCAUUUCUAACUUUCAAUGUCCAUCUUUCAGAGAAGAUGACAACAAAGGUACAAUUUUAAAAGAAUGUUCACCCAAGCUAGCGGGAUAAAUAGCUAAACACUGAAAACACUUCAUAUAGCCCAUGUUAACUUGUAUAAAUUAAGCGUGCCUUGUGAAGUCUUAUAAAUAAUGCACUAUAUAGAGUAUGGGGAGUUGUGUUGUGUUAAUAUACUUAAUUCUGUGUAUCUUGUAAUCAUAAUUGAGUCUGAGAAUCAUUUGGAAAAAAGAUAAUUUAAACAAUACAUCCCUUCAAUGUAUUAUAUAAAGUAUUAAAAGUAUUUGAUUUCAGAAGGGCAGACAUUUUAUUAAAAUUGUUUUUCCUUUUUCA